AUGUCCAGGGAGGAGGAAGGCAAACUUAUGUAUGGAAUGUUAUUUUCCAUAAAAUCAUUUGUUGCAAAGAUUUCACCUCUGGACCCGAAAGAUGGUUUCUUAAAUUAUAAAACAUCAAAAUACACUCUUCAUUGCUUAGAAACACCAUCUGGAAUUAAAUUUGUUAUGAAUACCGAUAAUCAAGCUCAAGGUGUACGGGAAUUAUUGAAGAAAAUUUAUGGAGAGAUUUAUGUGAAGUAUGUUGUAAGAAACCCUAUGUGUGGGAUCGGGGAGCCCAUUACUAGUGAAUUAUUUAAAAAUAAACUAGAUACCUUUAUUAAACAAGCGCCAUUGUAUACUGUAAGGGCUUCU
Molecule: messenger RNA, 351 nt
Organism: Brenthis ino (lesser marbled fritillary)
Lineage: Eukaryota; Metazoa; Arthropoda; Insecta; Lepidoptera; Nymphalidae
Source: the annotation of a GenBank genome assembly